Molecule: messenger RNA, 474 nt
Organism: Neoarthrinium moseri
Lineage: Eukaryota; Fungi; Ascomycota; Sordariomycetes; Amphisphaeriales; Apiosporaceae
Exons: 2
Coding region: 1-474 (157 amino acids)
Source: RefSeq, a predicted model, not a curated record
AUGGAGCCGACAGGGCCAGCUCAGCCUUCAAAGGCAACUGCAUACACCACAGAGGGGAACGUAGUGACCUCAAACCCAGCAGAGCAGCGUUCCGCUCAAAAUCAUACUCAUGGCGGCCGUGUUGAACAGCGCCUUCCCACCUCUCAGGCAUCUGUAGUGCAGGAGGCAACGCCUACCAGCCUGGCUCGCGGAAUCAGGGGCGCACCCCCUGGUGAGGAGCAAUUUGGGAGAACGGCAGAGCAAGUCGGCCGCAACCAAGAGUUGGAGGGUGAACAGAUGCGAGCACCUGGUGAAGGUGAUGUCGCGGAUACUGUUGAUAGAAAGCCGGGUGCCAGCGGAUCGCAGCCGGAUCUAGCGAGCGACCUCGACAGGAAGAAGGCUGAGCAGGCAUCAAAAAGAGAGGCCAUCAAGGAUGCGAGGGCACAUGGGACUUUCUCUGAAGGCGUCGAUCCACGAGCUGGAGUUGAAACAUAA